AUGUCUAAUUACACAGAUUUAAUAAGUAAAAUUGGCAAAGAUAGUUCAAGAGCUGCAUGUAAAAAGUGUGGUUACGCCGGACAUCUUACUUUCCAAUGUAGAAACUUUAUAAAAGUAGACCCAAAUAAAGAAAUAGUACUAGACGUAAGUAGUACUAGCAGUGACAGUGAGCAAGACUAUGCAACUCCACUGCAAAGUUUGCGGGAAGCUGAGCUCAAACAAAAGUUGGAGGAAAAAUUGAAAAAAGCAAAGGCAAAGAAGAAGAGUAAAAAAAGAAAAAGAGAGAGAUCGUCUAGUACAUCAUCUAGUUCUUCAGACAGUAGUUCCCACAAAAAGAAGAAGAAAAAGAAGAAAUCUAAGAAGUCUCAUAAAGAAAAAAAGAAAAAUAAGAGCUAG
Pieris macdunnoughi is the source of this 396-nucleotide messenger RNA. The record is from the annotation of a GenBank genome assembly. NCBI's taxonomy places the organism in Eukaryota, Metazoa, Arthropoda, Insecta, Lepidoptera, Pieridae.